UUGAACACCAGCCACAGGAACCACUAAGUCCACAGGGGCUAAACAGCUGCUAGCCAGCUAACAAGCUAGUUAGCUGACAGAGGUAACGGGUAAAUAAAACGGCUGGCUCACUUAAAGGACAUGGCUGGAGUUCUUUUAUUCCACUCUAUUACAUCGUUAAUCUUCUUAUUAGUUGCCGCGAUGCGCUGUUUUGCUGUUUGAGUUUGACAACAGCCACAAGUUGUACAGCGUGCAGCGGUCAGCCAGUGAUGCCAAGCUAACGUUGGAUAAGUCCGUGACGUUAAACUGCUUAAAGGGUGAACGGCAACCUUUUUGACAGAGAAGCUGGUGCUGCAGGCCAAUGUCCCAUCAUCAACCAGCUAACCUGACCACCGGGUCCACAACUCACCGAUGCACACCUGCUGCCUCCUGUGCCACCGAGAGUUUAAGGACUGGGGAGCGGGCUCUGCGAACGGACUCCCCGGCGGCCACGGCACCAAGCUGGCCGACGCCGUGCCCGCGCUCUCCCAGGCCUUAUUGCGGGAGGCGCCGGGGCGUAAACUGGCCGAUGCAGUGCCCUCGCUAUCGCAGUCUCUGCUGGGAGAGGUGCCUCUGUGGAUAUGUCAGAGCUGCUGCAAGAGUGUGGAAGAGGAGGAGAGGCGGAGCACCCAGGAGCAACCCACGCCGGUACUAUUGUCACACUCUUCCUCCUGUAAGUCUCAAAGCUGUGGGAACGGUUACCCGGAGCAAAGUACUGUGGAUUGGGACCCGAGUUCCUUCCUGUCAGCCCACAAGCUGUCGGGUCUCUGGAACUCUGCCCACACCAACGGAGGGGAACACUGCAGCCACAACACUUCUUCACACACACAACAAGGUAUAACGGCAGGAUCCGCCUGUCACGAGAAGAGAGGACUUCAUGAAGCGCCUGGGAAAUCUGCAAAAACGUCGGGCACGAAGGUCUGUCCCUACAGUCACCCCUCGGCCCAGAGUUCCAGUGGAUCUUCAUCUGGGAGCCCCAUGUCUACCUCAGCAGACCUUUGUAAGAGCACUCCCAAGCACUUCAAGACCAUGUGCCGCCGACCAACGCCGCCAGGUGAAGCCUUUCACCCCAGUGACCACCAUCAACACACAGACUUGUCGGUACCCCCAAACAGUCCCACUGGCCUGUCUUCUCCGCAUUCCUCCCUGCUGCCCCCAAAGCUGAACUCCGGUCAGCACAGCCACGUAACGUCCUCGUCCGGGGCGGCGGCGGUGGCCCACGCUCCCUUCUCCCCGCUGGUGCCGAACCUCCACACUCCCACAGCCAAGCUCAGCUCUUCCAGUCCCGACAGCCCGUCGUCUGUCCAUAAGCCCGGCCCGUGCAAAAACUCCCACAUUCCCGCCGUGAACACACAACACAGCAAACUGGGCACGUCCAUCAUGGGCUGUAACCACCCUUGCAAUGGACACGGCGUGGGGACGGUGGCCGCUUCAAAUGUGGGCCAUCUGACGGCCGGGGCCUGCAGGGACCAAGCAUGUAAGGGGCACAAGAUGACGAAUGGGACGUUGUGUCACCCUCCGUCUGAGCUGGAGGAGGGGGAGGAUGAAGACAGCAGCUCUGAGAGGAGCUCCUGUGCGUCUUCUUCCACCAACCAGAAGGACGGGAAGUACUGCGACUGCUGCUACUGCGAGUUCUUCGGACACAACGCGCCUCCAGCUGCACCGACCAGCCGCAACUACGCCGAGAUCAGAGAGAAGCUUCGCUCGCGUCUGACCCGCCGCAAAGACGAGCUCCCUCCGCGUCAAGACUCCGAGCUGACGGCGUCUGGUGCCAUCGACAACCGGGACGUAAAUGAGCUGCUGGACUUUAUUAAUAGUUCUGAACCCAAACCUGUCAACAGUGCCAAGGCUGCCAAACGAGCCCGGCACAAGCAGAAAAAGAAGGAAAAAGCUCAGCAGGACGUAGGUGCUGCAGGCAGUGACCCCCACUCCGACUCAUGCGAGCCUGUCGACGACGACGAGCCCAUUGCCGACGGUUCAGAAGCCAGUCGGUUGCUCGACUGGCCCCAGCUGGAGCUGGAGCGCGUCAACAGUUUCCUCACCAGUCGGCUCGAAGAGAUUAAGAACACCAUAAAAGACUCGAUCCGGGCCUCGUUUAGCAUGUACGAUCUCAAUCUGGAUGUUAAUGACUUCCCAAAGAAGGCAGCCACGUUGGAGGGCAACCAUUUACUGUCGCAUCUCAAUGGUUCCUCUGACCUGCAGCAGAUAGACCUUGACUUGGCCCCCCUUUCGCUGGGAACCUUUAAGAGCCACCUGGACCUGGUUAAUGGCUGGGAGGACACACCCGCAGUGCCCUCCCCUAACCCCGCCCCCACGUCUACAGCGUCUGGGGUAGGUGCCGGGCCCAAGGACAUCCAGCGGUUGCACACCACCCCCAGUCUCUCAAAGCUCAUACGGGUUCGGUCCCCAGAAAGAUGCACUUCAUCCGGAUCUGACAGUUUGCCACAGGUGCCAGCUCAAGCAACGGCGAAAUCAAAUGAGGAUGCGCCGGAUCCCAAGAACACACCAGUUGGGAACAGUGGUGCAAAGUCAAAGAAGAAUAAAAAGCAGCAGCAAAGGCAGGAGCAAACUGUGCCGGAGCAAAAUUCCAACAAACCAACCAAAGCUGCCUCUGGGAAUGACCCACAGAAAAGCACUGAGUGUAAAGAAGCGUCUUCUAGCGGCUCAAAAGCUGGGAACAAACCGCCCCAGCACUCUGCAGACAACCAGAGGAACGGGCCCAAGAAAGCCGAGGACAACCGGUUGUCUAAACAUACAGCAAACGGAGGCCUCUCGAACGCACAGAGGGGGAAAGGUGAUGCAGAGAGACGAGGAGGUCGGUCCGAGCAGGAUUUGGAAGGCAAAGCUCACGGCGCCGUCCCAGCGAAUGGGCAGCAGCAGGCUAAGGGAAAGAAUAAGAAGAACAAGAACAAGGGUGAAAAAUCUGGCAGUGCUAUCGAUGAUGUUUUUCUCCCCAAAGAUGUUGAUCCAACAGAAAUGGAUGAGAUUGAUCGGGAGGUGGAAUACUUCAAAAGGUUUUGCCUUGAUUCUGCAAAACAAACCCGCCAGAAGGUAGCAGUGAAUUGGUCCAACUUCAGCCUCAAAAAGGUUCCUUCCAAUGGAGCUCAAUAACUUGGACGAGUGCCAGAAAAAUACUUCACAACUACAAACUCUUUCAGUAGAGCCUCAUUUGCCCUGAAGCCUUCUCUCAUUCCCUGUUUUUCUCUCUUCCUGACAAAGCCAAGGGACCCUGGUUAAAAUCAUAUUUUCCAUUUCAGAGGACUGAAACAUGACUUGUGGCUGACAAGCCAGGGAUCAUUCUCAAGGCCAACUGUACCGUUUGCUAUUACUGCAAUGUUCACACAAUGAGAGAUGCAAAAAUGGAAAAAGAGGCUGUUGAAUCCACUGCAUCCAUGUGCUUACGUAUGUAGUAUGUAAACAAUUACCUUAAAAUGAAAUAAAUGUUUUUAUCACAAAUCUGAGACAUUUUAACGUUGUUAAAACUCUGAAUUGAAUUCCAAUCAGUUCAAAUUGGUGCUCGUUGUAUAUUACGUUCAGCAUCGCAAGCUUCAAGCGCACUACACCAGUCGGAGUAGACAUUGGAGACCAUUUGUCUUUUAUUGUACCACUGAAAGCAGCCCAAGACAACAGUUUGACGUAAUGAAUAGGGACGAUGGCAACAAUCGCAUUGAUUUGACUUAAUGACAGACUGCACUGCAUUCAGUGCUCUCUCUCAAUAUUUAAUUAUGAUCAGUUGUCCUAAAUGAGAUGAGAAUCGGUUACCCACCUUCUACACUUAUUGUUUUGUAUGAAAUUAUUAUUUUUUUAAACAAUGCUAAUAGAACAUUACGAGAUCCUGCCUCGUAAGAUUCCCUUUAAAAACUAUAAAUAUUAAAGUAACAAUUAAAUACAUCCCCACAUAAUGUGUACAACAGACUACUUUCAAAGCUAAACACGUUAGCAGAUUUCUUUGCUGUCAAUCCUCCGGCGUUAAUCUUAUAUCGAUAUCCGAUAUACAUUUGGCCAUCUGUAGAAAAAAGUUGUUUACCAUGGGUUUCUCACGCUUGCUGUCCAAUGACCCUCUAGAUCCCAGCAGCAGCUGGUCCAGUGUGUGUGUCGCCGCAGUAGAUUUCAAUGCUUGUACAUAUU
Gasterosteus aculeatus aculeatus (three-spined stickleback) is the source of this 4146-nucleotide messenger RNA. It is a transcript of the gene fam193b, whose product is annotated as family with sequence similarity 193 member B. Gene Ontology annotation, cellular component: nucleus; cytoplasm. NCBI's taxonomy places the organism in Eukaryota, Metazoa, Chordata, Actinopteri, Perciformes, Gasterosteidae. The record is from RefSeq and is a predicted model, not a curated record.